Molecule: messenger RNA, 489 nt
Organism: Fusarium keratoplasticum
Lineage: Eukaryota; Fungi; Ascomycota; Sordariomycetes; Hypocreales; Nectriaceae
Exons: 2
Coding region: 1-489 (162 amino acids)
Source: RefSeq, a predicted model, not a curated record
AUGGCCAAUACAGCUGCCCAUCAUGCCAAGGCCCUCUCCAGCAUCCCCGAUGUGGCGAUCCCUGCUAUGAUUCCGCCUACAACUCCUGAAUGCGGUGGCAUCCUAGCAGUUGAGUGCAAUAACUGCGCGGUAAAGGCCUUUACUGGUGGCCUCACUGACAUCUACAACUGCUUGGACGUAGGCCCGAGGCCACUGCCCAACCACCAGUUCUAUGCCUUUUCAGCCACCCUCAACGGUCGCAGUUACUUAUUCCUUCCCGAGGGGACUGUGUACCUUAGGCCGCUUGAGAUUCCGGUAAACAUGAGAGAAAUCGUCAGGGAAGCCAAGGGGCAGUUUCUUGACCAGUGGAAGGGCGUGUGGCGCACUUGGAAAGUCGGUGAGUUCGAGGUUCGGUUCGGCCUCUAUGAGAAUACUGAAUACGAUUCCACCAAGUCAAAGAUCAGGAGGUCGGUUAAGAAGUUUCAGAGGAUUCUUAACCACAAGUUUUGA